UUUUUGUCCUUAAACUCUGCAACACUUCAUCACUACUCUCCCCACUUUACCUCCCUACAUUAUUUCUUUCCCUCCUGCAAAAAUCCCUGCUUUCAAUCCCAUUUCCCAUUCCCACCAUUGUUUAAUCACUACCCUUUUCUUCCAACUAGCUUUGCUUUCUUUCUCCAACCUCUUUUCCUUUGGUUUUUCCUACUCAGAUUCCUUGUAAAGCAAAACCCUUUUCUCUUCUCAGAAGUGAAAAUGGUGAAGCGGCUUUGUUGCUCUGGGUGGUUGGUUUUUAGUAGCUGUCUACUGCUAGCAGCUCUUGUUUCCUCCAAGCACCAUGGAAACCCUGCAAAUGAUCUUGUUGAGAUUAUCAACAACAAUCGAACGUCUCACAAGCUUUCCAAACUAAAUGACAGUCCUGGACUUGGGUGUAUGGCUCUGCAAUUUGCUAAGUCAUGCAAGGGAAACUGUAGUAGGAAUGGCACUAUCAACUGUACGCCAUCUGAAGACGACUUCACCGAAGUGUUUGCCCCAAAUUGUGGCGUUGAGCUACCCACUUUCGGCACCAUAACUGGACACAUUGUGGGUUGUCACUCCAAGUAUCUAGAACCAUCAUUAGCUUUUGUAAAUGUUCUUGUUGGAAACAACAAGGCUUUGUCAAUUCUUCGGAAUAAGUCACAUAAUGAGGUGGGAGUAGGUAUGGUUGGGGUUCACAAAGGGCCCUUCUUUUGGACUGUGCUCUUCAGUAGUGGGAAGACAAACUCUACAUUUGUUCUAGAAAAUCGGGGUGCGGGGAUUCAGCAGAAGAAAGGUUGCUAUAGUGGAAGCAGCAUCCCUUGCAGUGCAGGACAAAAUAUUAAAGCUGAUUCUGUGAUUUUCAACAAUGUUAUGAUCAUAGGUUUUCUUUGUGCUCAUCUUCUGCAAAAGUUGUACUUCAACUUAUUAUGAUAAUUUGAAAUGUUUCACUAGACAAUGCUCAAAUGUUUGUUACUAGUUUACCCCUUGGGUAUAGUGAGGGAUAGUUAGACAAAAAGUUUUUGAUCCACAAUGUAUGUUUCUGCUUUUGUCCUUCAUAUUCUUCUUCGAUUUUCAUGUCAGUUUGUGGAGGUAUAGACCCUAAAAGGUUCGAAUCGCCUAACUUCAAUCUAUUUAUUCUGCAACUUUGCAAAGCACGUAUCAGCUUUAGAUAAUCU
Messenger RNA from Rosa chinensis, 1178 nucleotides. RefSeq lists its product as uncharacterized. The coding region runs from base 241 to 933 and encodes 230 amino acids. The transcript is spliced from 2 exons. Lineage: Eukaryota; Viridiplantae; Streptophyta; Magnoliopsida; Rosales; Rosaceae. The record is from RefSeq and is a predicted model, not a curated record.